UCUCUGUGGGUUUGUGUUGUUGUUUGAUGCGUCAACUGAGUUUCUGCGUUGUCGAGUCAGAAACAACAAAAAAGAAAAAAUGGAAGAGAGCUGCGCCGUAUGCGCCGAGAAUCUAGAAUGGGCUGCUUACGGAUUCUGCGGCCACAGAGAGGUUUGCUCUACCUGCGUUGUUCGUCUCCGCUUCAUUCUCGGCGAUCGCCGCUGCUGCAUCUGCAAAACUGAAUGCCCCAUCGUCUUCGUCACAAAGGUCUCAACUUUGCAGGAGCUUGGUGAUGAUGAUACAAAGACGAUUACUGAUUUCUCGACCUUCCCAUCAGACCCAAAAGAAGGCCGUGUAGGCUCUUUCUGGUACCAUGAAGAAACCAAAGUCUUCUUCGAUGACUUCAACCAGUACUCAAGGGUUAAGUCGAUGUGCAGACUCUCCUGCACCUCUUGUGACAAGACAAAGAAGGGAUCUAAAUCUAACCAUCGUUUGCGGUUUAAGAGCGUUGAACACUUGAACGAUCACUUGAACCAUCAGCAUAAACUGCACAUGUGUAGUUUAUGUCUUGUGGGUCGUAAGGUGUUCAUUUGCGAGCAGAAGCUAUUUACUAAAGAGCAGCUGAAUCAACAUAUAAGUAGCGGUGACUCUGAAGUUGAUGGAAGCGAGAGUGAGAGAGGAGGCUUCACUGGUCAUCCUAUGUGCGAGUUCUGUAAGCGUCCUUUCUAUGGUGGCAACGAGCUUUACACUCACAUGUCUAGAGAGCAUUACACCUGCCAUAUAUGCCAAAGGCUGAGGCCGGGUCAAUAUGAAUAUUAUGGAAACUAUGAUGAUUUGGAGGCUCACUUCCGCAGUGACCAUUUCUUAUGUGAAGACGAGUCUUGCCUUGCUAAGAAGUUCAUAGUUUUCCAAAUCGAAGCUGAGUUGAAAAGGCACAAUACCGUUGAUCAUGGUGGUAGAAUGUCUCGGUCUCAGCAAACCGCAUCGUUACAGAUUCAAUCGGGUUUCCAGGUCCAGAGUCGCCGAGGGAGAAGGCGAUCAUCUCAACCAUCUUAUCAUUCUUAUGCCGUUGACGACGGUUAUCCUCUUCUUCAACCUAUGAGUAGCUCUGGAGGUUCACGUCUGGGAGAAUCUUCUGUCCCUCCACUCUCUGUGCAAUCAUCAAACCGCGGACAAACCAGACUUGGACAGAACUCAGAGAGUAACAAUCUAAGACAUCAUCAGACAAGUAGAAGUGCAGCUGCUGCUGGGUCUUCUCAAGCCUGGCCAGCGUUAAGACGAGGAGGCCCAACUCAAGCAUCUGUUGCAAGCAGUAUACAAUCUUCUAGCGCUUCUCCUCAGCCUCAAUCUAGAACUCUUGCUUCUGCAGUUGGUGGAUGUACAUCUGGUUCUUCACUGAAUCUCAGCAAUGCAAAGAGGAAUCAUCACACAUCUUCUUCAACCCCUCAAAUGUCUGAUACAAGAUCACUAGAGCAGCCUUCUCAUUCUGGCUCUCCUCCAGUUUCUGCUGUGAAAAAUCGCAGGUCGUCAUCAUCAUCAUCUGCCAAUGCGAAGGUGUCAAACAUAGGUGGUUCCGAUCCGCAGUCUGAUAACAAGAGUUUGGUUGAUAAAAUACGUGCCAGCCUCGGUGACGAUGAAGAGUUAUUCAAGGCCUUCAAGGAUACAUCAGGAAAGUAUCGUCACGGUAUCAUCGAUGCAAGAACUUACUUAGAGUAUGUGAAAGGGUAUGGCUUGUCUCACUUAGUUCUUGACAUGGCUAGACUCUGCCCUGACCCUAAGAGACAGAAGGAGCUCGUCGAUGCCCACAAUGCUUGCUUGAGCAGAGGAAACGAUAGUUCACAGGCGAAAGAGAGCUGCGGUUUGAAGAAAAACAAAGGGAAAGCUGUAAAGGUUGAAAGUAGCAGUGAAAAAUCUCAGGACGAAGACAAGGAGAAGAAGAAGAAGAUAGAGAAAGACAAAGGCAAAACGGUUGUGGACUCUUCGUCUGGUGGUGGAGGAGUGGGAUUAGGCAACAACAGUGGCAUUGGGAAGCAAUUUAAGAAAACUCCAAAGUUUCUCAGAGCACGUCUUGGCGAGAAAUCAGUGGCUGCAAUACUUGCUUCUAACUCGAAAGAGCCUGAAGCAGAAUCCAAGAACGAUCACUCCAAGAGUAGCCAGAGCUCUACCGGGGAGUUGCAACUUCGUGGUGCUUGGCGGAGAGGAAGUGCUAAACUCUUCUCCUAGGAAAAUAGACAAUGCUAUGACAGAUUUUGCACAGAGGGAACCCAAGUCUAGAUCAUCCAACAGUCAUAUAAGCUUAAGUAUAGACAAUGCAUGUGUUAUGUGUCUUUUUUUAUUCUUAUUGUAGCGACAAAGCUUAUGUUGAAGUAUAUGGGACUAACAUCGUUUUUGUGCAA
Messenger RNA from Raphanus sativus (radish), 2376 nucleotides. Its product is annotated as E3 ubiquitin-protein ligase hel2. The coding region runs from base 80 to 2203 and encodes 707 amino acids. The record is from RefSeq and is a predicted model, not a curated record. Gene Ontology annotation, molecular function: ubiquitin protein ligase activity; ribosome binding. Gene Ontology annotation, biological process: protein ubiquitination; rescue of stalled cytosolic ribosome. The transcript has 7 exons. Lineage: Eukaryota; Viridiplantae; Streptophyta; Magnoliopsida; Brassicales; Brassicaceae.